AUGAGUUCGCCAAAGUCGUCGGACAGGAAAUCGGGUAGGAAACAGUCGUUUUCGCACCAACGAUCCUCCAACGAGGACAUUUAUCAGCAAGACGAGUAUGACACUCCGAAUCAAAUACUUGACCGCGUGAAAUGUGAUCAUGUAACUGUUACAAAACCAGAAGAAGAUCGACGGAGAAGGACCAUAAUUGUAGAGAAAAAAAAUGGAAGUUAUGGCUUCAUGCUACAAAGUUAUGGCAUUCAUUAUAAAAAAGAGCAAGAAAUUGAAAUGAUAACAUAUGUGGAUCAUGUAGACUAUGAUGGGCCAGCAUAUAGAGCUGGGAUGAGAGAAGGCGAUGUAAUACUAUCAAUAAAUGGCGUCGAUAUGGAAAAAGCUGAUCAUAAAGCAUUGGUAAACUUUAUAAAAAGCUGUGAUUCACGAAUGAGAAUGGUAGUACUAUUUGAAGACUGCGUGCGAAAAGUCGACUUACACAUGAGAUACAUACAACUACAACGUACGCUUCAGGCCAAGGUUGAAGAACUAGAAAAGGUCGAAAUUAAAGAGAGAGAGCUCAUGGAAGGAAAAUGGAAAACACACAGUUUGCCAGCAAGAAAAAAGUCUAGUCAUUCUUCUAAGGACACUAUCAACCAAAAAAUAUUGACUGAAAACGGUGAAAGUUCUAUGUCUAGGCCUACAUUAUCGACUGAAGACGUGGCCAAAGCACAGCCAAUUUAUGUGCCCAAACAAAAUUUUAUGUUGGCUUAUCGACCACAUCAUUUUAUUGAUCAGCACGGACGUUCCUAUUACUUGCAUCAGCCUGCCACUGCCAUAAUUAAUGGAGAUUCAAGUUACGUCGGUUGGCAAAGCAAUCGUUCGAAUAACAGCAGCAAAAACUGCGACCAACAGGAAAACUGGGCGCCACCGGAUCAACCGGUCCAGCAGAGGAGACGAUCACAUUACGUAGUUGAAGUCAGCCGACGGUGCAGCACGUCGUCAGAUGUACCUAAUCGUUCACAGCAACAGCAGCCUCACUGCAAACAGCACAACUUUACUAGCAGAGCAUCGCAACGGUCUUCAUCACAAGGCGAUAACUGUCCACGAUGGGGUUGUAUACGUACUGGUGGCGGAUCGUCCGGUCGGCGUAGGAAUGACGGAGGACACGAUGCCGACAACGACGACGACGACGACGAUGAAGACGACGACGGAGGCAGCGUGGAGGCGUACGAUCUGGCGACGGACGGCGGGGCGGCGUGCUGCCCAGGAUCGCAGUGCGUGCCCACCAGGAGACAUCGGCGCAGACGCAAAUCGUCGUCGGCUCGUGGCGGCCGCGACAAAAGCCCAGACUGCAAAUCGGAAGGUUCGUACUGCCGGAAAGGACACGAAAAGCGACGAAACUCGACCCGGAACGACGUGUCCGACGAACACAUGUCGCUGCAGCAUGCGGCCGGUGGUAACCACGGUUACACUAACCUGGUUAACGACCGGUACGCGUCGGACGAGCGGAUGUGCCAGAGCACGUCGAUCGGCGGCGGCCGACCGUCGCAGAACAGCCUGACCGAGAACAGCCCGGCGUCGUACACGACGUCGCUGAGCACGGACACGCUGUACUGGGACGACGACCCGAUGGCCGCCGGUCAGCAGACGUUGUCGGCCGCUUCGCGACAGCACUCGGUCAAGUCGCAGUCGUCGUCGACGUACCGGCGGGACAACUGCGCCGUCAAACCGGUCAAGUCGUGGGACAACUUGACCACCAAGGCGUUCGGUGGUUACGGGUUCGGCUACGAGUAUUUGGACCGCGACCAGAUCGUCAACAACAACAACAACAACGGUGGCGGCGGUGGUUCCGGACAACAUCACAUGGUGUACCUGCAGCUGAAGAACGUGAAGGGCGGACAGAAACACCACGGCGGCCACCAUCACCACCAUCAUCAUCAUCAUCACCAACACUCGCAGCAGCACCACAACAAUCACAAUCAACAGCGCUCCAACCACAACGGCGGCGGCGGCGGCGGCGGCCACCAUCACCACCGCCACAACGCCGAUGGCCGGAUCCGUCACCCGACCAAGUCCACGGAGGCGCUGCUCUCAUUACCUCCGCAGUAUCCGAUCGCGGCCAUCGAGUCGUCGACCAGCUGCGAGUACUUGGACGCGUGUUCGUCGCAGUCGUCGUUGGCGGCCGGUGGAGGUUAUUUCGCGGGCUACGUCAGGAACGACAAGGCCAGUCAGACGGACUGCCGGAGAUACUCGGCACAGCAUCAGCAGCAGUUGCCGCCGGCCGAGGUGACGAGGCUCUGAUGAGAAUCUCUAAUAGCGCAAAUUUUAUCAAAACAUUUUUUUUUUAAAACGAUUUUUUCGUUCUCUACCGCGUCGAGUCAACGCGCGUUUGUUCUUCUCGGGUUUUUUAACGCGACGAGAAAUUUUAUUAUAAACAAAUAUUAGGUACCUACUAUUCCGCCAUUAUAUGAUUUUUUUUUUUUUGUUUCUUGU
Melanaphis sacchari is the source of this 2466-nucleotide messenger RNA. Its product is annotated as lateral signaling target protein 2 homolog. The record is from RefSeq and is a predicted model, not a curated record. Bases 1 to 2274 code for a protein of 757 amino acids. The transcript has 9 exons. Gene Ontology annotation, molecular function: protein binding. NCBI's taxonomy places the organism in Eukaryota, Metazoa, Arthropoda, Insecta, Hemiptera, Aphididae.